CCACACUUUUGUGCAUUGGAGAAUGACACAAAGUUUUGCAUCUCUCUCCUUAAUUAUAUAAACAUCCUAAAUUAGUCUUGGCCCUCUUCCUCCUCCACCUCUUCUCACUAUGCUUCCUUAUGAGACUCUUGAAGAAUCAAAAAAUGUAUUAGGUAGAGAUCUCACACUUGGUGAGACACUAUGGUUCAAUUACUCGGUCAAAAAAUCUGAGUUUGUUCUUCAUGGCCACAAUACUUUAUUCUUGUGCAUCUUUUACUCUAUAGCCACAAUUCCAUUCAUAUUGAUUGAACUUAGUGGACACAAGAAAUUGAACAAAUACAAGAUUCAACCUUCAGUGACAAGGUCAUUUUGGGAAAUGUUCAAGUGCUACAAAAAUGUUAUGUGGACAUUCAUUGUUACAGUUGGUCCUCUUCAGAUCAUUUCUUAUCCUACCAUUAAGUGGAUUGGGAUCAGGACUGGUUUGCCAUUGCCAUCAGGUUGGGAGAUGUUUUGGCAAUUACUAGUUUACUUUGUUAUAGAAGACUAUACAAACUAUUGGCUGCAUAGGCUGCUCCAUUGCAAAUGGGCUUUUGAGAAUAUCCAUAGAGUUCAUCAUGAGUAUAAAACACCACUUGGACUUUCAGCACCAUAUGCCCAUUGGGCUGAGAUUUUGAUAUUGGGCUUCCCUGCCUUUCUUGGCCCAGCACUGGUUCCAGGGCACAUUCUAACCUAUUGGUUAUGGUUCAUUUUGCGACAACUAGAAGCCAUUGAGACGCAUAGUGGAUAUGAUUUUCCUUGGAAUCCCACAAAAUAUAUACCAUUUUAUGGAGGUUCUGCAUACCAUGACUAUCAUCAUUAUGUUGGUGGAAGAAGUCAAGGCAAUUUUGCCUCAGUAUUUACCUAUUGUGAUUACAUUUAUGGAACCGAUAAGGGGUACCGAUACAAAAAGCGAAUGUAUGAGAAAAUAUCUCCAACUAACACUUUCAAUGUUCAAAACUACAAGGUGGACUAGUUUUUUACUGCUCUCACAAGGGACAAUUUUAUUUUUGGUCAACACUCUCAUGGGACAACUUAUUUGAAUCAUUUAUGGUUUUUUUAAAGUCAUUUAGUUUAUUUAAUAAAUAUGUUAUAAUAUAUUUCACAAAAAAUAUGUUAUAAUAUUGUAUUUAUUAUUACCAUUAAAAUUUAUCGUAAAGUUGUUAAAAAGGAGUUUAUUAUUUAAAUAAAGAUUACAAAGUUACAAAUGUAGGAA
Cicer arietinum (chickpea) is the source of this 1231-nucleotide messenger RNA. RefSeq names its product methylsterol monooxygenase 1-1-like. Gene Ontology annotation, molecular function: iron ion binding; oxidoreductase activity. The record is from RefSeq and is a predicted model, not a curated record. Gene Ontology annotation, biological process: lipid biosynthetic process. NCBI's taxonomy places the organism in Eukaryota, Viridiplantae, Streptophyta, Magnoliopsida, Fabales, Fabaceae.